This is a messenger RNA of Mytilus trossulus (common blue mussel), 7663 nucleotides long. RefSeq names its product constitutive coactivator of PPAR-gamma-like protein 1. The transcript has 17 exons. Bases 182 to 3490 code for a protein of 1102 amino acids. The record is from RefSeq and is a predicted model, not a curated record. Gene Ontology annotation, cellular component: nucleus. Lineage: Eukaryota; Metazoa; Mollusca; Bivalvia; Mytilida; Mytilidae.
UUGCGUCAUCAACACGCAUGUCAAAGGGUGUCAGAGCCGCUAGGAAGAAGCACAUGGCCGCUGAAUGAGGUCAAAUUCCUUUCAUUUUCUUCAAUUUUAGUGCUCUGUUUACGGAAUUUUAUCUUUUGGCAUAUAAAAACUAAUGAAGUAAUCAUUUAACUUUGGAAAUAAGGUAGCAAAUAUGGGAAUUAAAUCUCUGCAAGAUUAUAUUGAGACGCACUGCUCUAGUGCCUGUGUGUCAGUUGAUUUGCUGAAAAUAUCUAGGGGUUUUGUACCAAAAAGGCGUGGCAGGUAUCCAGGUUCAUCCAAAUUCUGCCUUGUUGUAGAUGCAGAGAGCUGUUUAGAUCGUCUCUAUGGCGGCUACUUUUCAGACUGGGUAUGUGGGGGUCAAUGGAAUAGGAUGACAUCUUAUUUAAACAGCUUAAUCCAGGCUUGUCAAACAGCUAACAUGGAACUGGUAGUCUUCUUCAAUGGGUCUUUGGAGAGUCAAAAAAUGAAUGAUUGGUUUGCAAGUCAGAGUAUGGAGAAGAAGAAGGUACAGUCCAUCCUGAGACAUGUCAACAACAAAGGAACACCACCUCCCAAAAUUUGGUGGAUCCCACCAGUGUUCCUACAUGGUGCACUUAGAAUGGCAUUGCGACAGCUAGGUGUUACCGUUGCAUGCUCUAUGGAUGACCAUGAGCAAGAGGUUAUUGGUUAUUGCAGAGAACAUGGGCUUCAAGGAAUCCUUGCACAGGAUGCAGUAUACACAAUAUUUGAUCCACCACGCUAUUUUUCAUCACACAACCUGAAACUGACCUAUAAAGGUUCUCUAGAAACCAAAGAAUACAUCAUGGAUGAAAUUGCAAAAAAUCUUAACCUGAACCCAAACAGAUUCUGCAUAUUUGCAGCAUUAUUGGGAAAUCACAUCUUACCAGAUGCAGACUUGUAUGACUUCUACAGAAAUUUGCUAAACACCACACAGCCAGAUGGGGGACAACCAAUUAAGUUUACUCCAGAGAAUUGUAUUGAAGCAGCUGUAAAAUUUGUUCGUAAUUUAGCUUCAGUAGAUAACUUGGAUACUGUUGGAGAACAAAUUUUCAGGAAGAAGACAGAAUUGAUUGCAAAGUUUAAGCAGUGUGUUCAAUAUUACCUGAAUGGUACACAAGAUGGCUUUCUCAAGUACAGACCACCACAAAACAUUUCAGGCAUGCCAAGACAAAGUGGUUAUCCUGUACAACAUACUGUCCAAACAAGAGCACCAGGACAGGAGGGACAAGGAUAUGCAGCCGACCAAGGACCUGCCCCACAGAUUGUUGUUGACCCUCCAAACCAACAGAACUUGAACAGCAUGCAGUCAGGUUGGUCUACUGAUAAACCUAAUGAGAAAGGAGAUGCAGGUAUUCCAUUAAAACCAGAGAUGUUAGCUGCCGCCGCUUCCUCUUCUUCCAGCAGCAGUAGUGGAUCCAGCCCCAAUCGUAACAGUCCUGAGGUUGGUUGGCCUCAAACUCCCAAAGUACAGGGGGUUCAGAAACCCCCAACAGGACAACCCUCUGAUUCUAGAAUUCCUCAAGUUCUGCCUGAGAUAAUGAGAGUAGCUAGUGAGAGACAUCAAAAGGGACUGAUGUGUUCUUGGAUUUACCAAUUAUUAUCCCAGGGAGAGAUCAAGAUUGCAGUUACCCUUGAAGAUGACAUCAGUAGAGAGUUACCAACAGGAGUAGAACUGUACAGACCUAUCAGACAAACUGUUUACUCUGUCUUAUUUAACCUCAACAAACAGAAAAUCAUUCAUGAUAACCAAAACAAAGAACAAGCCCCAGAUUUUAAAAAGUUUGAAGUGCCAGUAAAAGAGUGGAUCAUAAGACGUGGAACAACUAAGAUCCAAUGUGAAAUGGUAACAGCUUAUCCAGUAGAUUGGAAAACACCAAGUAUUGAACGUAUGUGGUUAGGAACCAAUGUAGAAGAUAAAACAAGGAGAUUGAGGGCAUUCCUUACCUGUAUGGAGAGUGACACUCCUCUGAUGCUGAACACACAAUAUGUACCUCAACAGCUCUUGUUGUUAUGUUGUGUUUUAAGGUUUAUAUUGACAAGAGGAAGAAUUUUACAGAGACAAGAAUUAGAUGCUUUCCUUGCCAUGAGUGUUUCUCCAUUAUUACAUGAUGUACAAACCAUGCAGGAUCUCAAGUUGCCAAAUGUGUUGCCAAGAGGAAUCCAUUUAGCUUCAUUGUUUAUGUCAGGAGUGGAGACAGCAGUGUUUGCCAAUGAUGUUUGUGGUGCACCAAUCCCAUGGAAUAUGUGUGCUCCAUGGCAUUACUUUGAUGGCAAACUUUUCCAUUACAAAUUACUCAAAGCCAACAACAACACACCAUUGAUAGAUAUGUGUGAUGGACAGGUUGACCAAGUACUCCGAGUAGAAAGAAUGCGUCAGGCCAUUAUGGAAGGUCUCAAAGUGGAAUUUGCCCGUCCCCUUCUUCCUUCCGCAGCUAUGUCCAUGUAUACCAACUAUCCAUUCAAUCAAUUCGCAAAUCCAAUGGGCAUGACACCUGGUGGUAUGCGAGGUGGCCAUGGAAUGCGUGGGGGACAUGGAGGAAUGGGUGGUGGUCAUGGAAUGAGUGGAGGAGGCCCAGGCAUGCGUCCUGGUAUCCCUGCUGGUAUGGGACAGCAGCCUAAGUCUCCAGGAAGAGGGAGGGGAAUUCUGGGUAAAUAUCAAACUAAAGGACAAUCUCCCAUUGAUGCUCGAGGUGGACAACUUGAAAUUGCUGGAGUAGUUGUUGGAAGUUGGGGAGCCAAUAUACCAGGCAGUAGAGGAGGUAAUGGUGGAAUGGGAUCUAUGUCACCUAGGGUUAUGUCAGUUGGAGGUCAAGGUCAGAGAAGAGGUUAUCCUACAAGGGGAGGAGGUAUGAUGGGUAACAGAGGAGGAGCUGGAAUGAUGGGAAAUCCAAGAGGAGGCAUGAUGGGUAAUCCUAGAGGAGGAAUGAUGGGAAACCGAGGAGGAGGAUUGAUGGGUAAUAGAGGGGGUGGUAUGAUGGGUAAUAGAGGAGGUGGUAUGAUGGGUAGACCACCUCCAUUGAUGGGACGUGGUAUGAUGUUCAGAGAUCCAGGCUUUGGUAGAGAUGGAAUGAGGCCCAGAAUGGGUUAUCCACCUGCUUAUGGAAGAGGAGGGAUGAGAUACCAAGGGAUGAUGUCCCCUGAGCGAGGCUACUACAGAGGACGAGGUGCUAUAAGUGGAAGAGGAGUGAAAAAGAUCCGAGUCAGACCAAGAGUUUACAACAACAACAACAAGAGAGGAGGUAAACCAUCAGGUGGAAGAGGACGAGGGGUUACUGUGGAAUCCGAUGGAGAGACUGAUAGCAUUACGAUUGCUGUAAAUGGUGAUAACAACAAAAUAAAUGGUGUGUAUGAUGAUGCUGAAGAAGUGACCACACCUACUGCCAAAGGAUUACCCGAGGGCAUUCAGAGCCCAGAUAGUGGCAUUCAUGGUGACAAAUCCUCAACAGAUAUCACUGCCUGAUUAUUAUACUAUUGACUGUUCAAAUGUUUGUGGAAUUUAAGUGUUACUGAUGAAAAUUAUGGACUUGUUAUUAUGUUAUAGUUUCUCGAGGCCAGUUCUUAUUUAUUUCUUUUUGUACGUUUUAAUUUCUGUAACUUUUCAUUACUUAUUUUCAAAUGUUCCAGCAACCGAUGGAAAAGGUAGACACUUAGUUAUUAUGACUUUCUGUCAUUAAGCUUGUGCCGUUUAGCACUGAUAGUUAUUUGAUGAAGUUUUAUCAAAACUGCUAUUGAACUCACAAAAAAAAUUGUUGAAUUAUUUGUUUCAAAUAUUAGAUUCAUUUCAUUUUGAAUUGACAAAUGGUUGAUUUUGAAUUGGUUAUUUUGAUACUGGAAACAAUAAUUAUGUUUUUGUAUUAUUUGUCUUUCUACUUUUAAAAAAUUGGUAACACUUAUUUUCAUUAUUAUAGUACUAAGUUAACUCUCAAUUAGAAUGCACUUGCCUAAGAAAUUUCUCUCUAUUUUUCUUGUUUUUUGUUAAAUUUUUUCAUAUAUUUACAUUUUUAUAAUGAACAAGUGCUUUCUAAUUGAACAUAUAUAUUGUUAUAGUGGAUGUUGAUUUCGAUCAAAUUUAUGAAAUUUCCCUAAAUCAGCAUUCAAGUAACAUGUUGAAGACGAUAUUGUCAGAUCAGCUCUUUAAGUCUUUCAGUAAUUUUUGCCUUUUUAUCGCAAAAAAAAAAAUGUGCUGUGAACAGUCUCUUCAUCAACAUGUUCAAAGUUUGAAUGAUAUUUGCAAUAACUGUUUUUCAAAUGUCAUUCAAACCGAUUCUUUUUUGUUAUGGCAUGUUUACUUUUGUAGCAUUGCCUUGUUGCAUUUAUACAUAUAUUUUUUUUUCAAUUGUUGUCUAUUGACAACGCCAGUCCUCGGGACUAAAAUGCCACAGGAAACAAACGCAGUCAUGUUAAAGAUUGUUUGAAGUGAUCCUGCAUUUGUAUGCAUGUGAUGAAUGUUUUUGUCAGCCAAAAUUGUGUUUUUUGACUGCAUUUUACAAAGAAGAUAUUUUUGUAAUUUCAUAUAUUUUUUAUGGAAACAGUCUGAAUGGAGAUCGUUGAAAGACUUGAAAAAGGGAUAUUGAAAGAUUGUUUUAGAAUUUCAAAGUAAUGAUUAAUAAUAAUACUUUAUAAAAUUUUGAAGAUAAAAUUUCCCAUAAUUUCAAACAUUGUUGUUGGGUAUAAAAAAUCUUAAAUGGAUGUUAAAUCAGAUGAAAUAAAGCAAGCUAGAAUUUUUAAUUAAUUCACUUAAAUAUCUUCCUUGAGUAUUUAGUAGGGAAAAUGCAUCACAUUGUAAAAAGAGUAAAAAUGCUGUAAGGUACUAAAUGUAAUUUGAUAUAACUUCAAGACUGAUAUAUAAUUUAAAAGUUUCAAGUUGAAUAUCUUAAGAAUGGAGAUCCUUUUGCAUCAAUUGGAGCACAACUGUUUAUUUGUGCUAUAUAAAACCUAUUGUAAUCGAGAAUUGAUGCAUAGUGAAAAAGUUUAGGUUUAAAACGGGAGGUUGUAUCCUUAAUUGGGUUGAGUUUGUUCCUAAUGGCUAUUUAAUAUGACUAGGUAAAAAAAAUACAAGUAACGCAAUAUUACGACAAAAAAGAAUAUGUAAAAAAAAAUGUCAAGAUUGCAUAUUUGAUAACUAAGAGGAAGUUGGUCAGAAAAAGAUUUUUACUUCUCGUCUUAAAAAGUUUGUAAAUUGAAAAACUGAUCAUUCAUGAAAAUGAUGUGAAAAAGAUAUUGAUCAGAGUGGGCGGUAAAUGGAAAACAAUCAUUCUCAGUUUAUUUUGCCUUUGAUAAAGCACACACAUGAUUUCAAGACAAAGGCAGAAUACUCUGAUGAAUUGGUAUUUGCUGUUGCCCAUUAAAAAAAGUUUUUUUCGAAAUCCAGUUUCCUAAUGGAUUGGUAUCAAGACACUAACAAGGGUUGGUCAUGCCCGUUAGUCUUGACUUUGUAUAGUUUUUGGGGACAUAAUUGUCCUCUUUUAUUUCUUUGUAUUAAAUUUUGAUGAACUAUAUUUGUAAUGAUAUGAAGUUAAAACAUAUUCCUCAUUGUAUAAAUGAUGAUUAAAAUCUAUAAAUAGAUAAUAUAAAUAUUUUAGCAUUUCCCAUUUAUAAAAUGUUUGCAUGAAAUUUUUGGAGGAAAUGCCACAUGAAGCUAGAAAUUUGGCAUGGCACUUUUUGGUAGCAUAUUGUUUUGAAUAUUUUUCUAAAGAAUGAUGAAAGAGAUUAUUUAAUCAACUGGUCGGCUCAAUUUCUAGCUUCUUUUUAAUGGUUUCUUUUUCACAUGUUUGAAUAUUGAAAUUUUUUUGGUUCGUUUUUAAUGGCUUGCUUAAACAUGGACACAUUUCCAUGUUGAUUUAUUAUGCUUAGGAACAAGGUACCUCAGGAAUAAAGCAAUGUUUCAGAAUGGAGAGUUGAGGAAAAUAAGGGUCAUUGACCACUGGGCAGGUGUAUUCCUGAGGUAUAAAAAGUCCUUAAAUAGGAAGAAACAAAAAAAAAAACAAUUCCAUUAUUCUCAUUAAGGUAUCCCCCUAUUCAUUGUUUAUAUUAAUCUUUAAAAUGGCUCUUUAUAAAGUCAUGAUCAUGUAUUUCACUAGAAUUUGGUUUAUUAUUAUAAUACAUGUUAUAUUAAUAGCUUGUUCAAUUAUCUUGUGUACAUUUAAGUAGGGAUGUACCUGUUUAUUCAGUAACUUACUCUUAAAUCCAAAAUGUAAUAGGAAAAAAGGUUUGAACUGAAUAUUCUUCUUGCAUAAAUUAUCAAAACAUUUUGAAUCCAUCAACUCAAAAUCAAAUGUUCAGCAAGAUAAGAAUUGUUAUUACAAAAUAAAUGUUAUAUAAAUACAUAAUGUUAUUGGUAGAGAUAAAUUAUUUUUUUGAUUUUAAGGUAUUUUGAGUAAGUUGCUGAAUAAACAGUGAAACAUAAUAUUUUUCUGUGGAAAAUAAACUUGCAAAUAUGAUAAGAGUUUAGAAUGGAAAGAGCCAUAUACAAUGUAUGUUCUGUAGUUUGUGAGAGGUAAUCUGGACAGAUUGAUGGUUUAGAUCUUGUAUGAAAAGGGAUGGAACUAUCACCUACCCAGACUUAUCUGUCCUAUUACAAACAAGUAAAAACAUAACUACCAAGAACACUAAUUCUCACCAUUGUAUAUCUUGACAAACUGACUUGUAUGGGUUAAAAUGGAGAUGUCUUGGGAUCAGUGUAAAGCAAUAUAUUGUCCACAUUUUGUAAUGUGAAGGUUGAUAAAGGUCAUUCGUCAGUUAUAAAGACUUGGAUAGAUUAGUGUACUUGUUUGGUUAAGGUUUUUCAAGAGCUCUUUAUAAAAAAAAAAUAAUGAAAUGAUAAAGUGAACUACUCAAAGAGGAACACAACUAAAAAUGGUCAAGAAACUAAAUAUUGCAGUUGUUUUUCCAUAUUAAUUGUAAAUAUUUUUGAUUUGGAAGUUUUGAAAUACUGGAAUUUCUUAACGUAUUCCUAUUAUAUUGAUAUGACUGAUAUCUUUUGACUAUGUAUACUAUCAAAUAUUGUACUUUUGGAAAGCUUACAGUGUUUAGAAUAAUAGUAAUCAAUUAUUGUAUAAUUAGAGUUUGGUGGCUUGUCAAAUGGUUUAUUGCAAAAUAUUCAGUAGGGGAAUGACAUUGAAAAAAGGAUGCACAAUUAUUUUAAGGUUAUGUUCAAUUUUGAGACCAAAAUAUAUAUUGUGGUCACAUCCAACAAUCAUGGAUGUGAUAGAUAUUCAUGAAAUAUUAACUGCUGGAUGCAAAGCUAAAACUACCCUGUCAAUCAAUCCAACAAGCAUGAUACCUUAGGUAAUAUAAAUAUAUAUAUACUUAUUAGUUCAAAGAAAAUGUCAAGUCAUUGUUAAAUGUAUAACUACAUAAAGGUAAUUAGGGAGUUGAUGAAAAAUUACUGAGUAUUUUGUAACAAAAAUUGUCUUGUUCUGUGAAUUAAUCUGUUAAUUGAUUGAAUAUUAUACUUUAAGGUGGGAUUUAAUUAGGACAGAGUUAGCACAAAAGCAUAAAGUAGGGAUAUACUGCUUUACUGAAUAUUGAUUCCCUAUCAUAUUGGCACAAAAAAGUGAUUAAGGAAGAAAAGAUGGUUAUGGUUUUGAUGUUAAGACAUGGACUGCGAGUUUUUGAAUAAAUGUUGUUUUUG